AUGAUAACCUCCACCAAGCUGGACCUCCACCAAACUGGACCUCCACCAAACUGGACCUCCACCAAGCUGGACCUCCACCAAGCUGGACCUCCAUCAAGCUGGACCUCCACCAAGCUGGACCUCCACCAAGCUGGACCUCCACCAAGCUGGACCUCCACCAAGCUGGACCUCCACCAAGCUGGACCUCCAUCAAGCUGGACCUCCACCAAGCUGGACCUCCAUCAAGCUGGACCUCCAUCAAGCUGGACCUCCACCAAGCUGGACCUCCAUCAAGCUGGACCUCCACCAAGCUGGACCUCCACCAAGCUGGACCUCCAUCAAGCUGGACCUCCACCAAGCUGGACCUCCACCAAACUGGACCUCCACCAAGCUGGACCUCCACCAAGCUGGACCUCCACCAAGCUGGACCUCCACCAAACUGGACCUCCACCAAGCUGGACCUCCACCAAGCUGGACCUCCACCAAACUACCACCACAUUAACCUCCACUAUUUGA
This is a messenger RNA of Procambarus clarkii (red swamp crayfish), 495 nucleotides long. NCBI's taxonomy places the organism in Eukaryota, Metazoa, Arthropoda, Malacostraca, Decapoda, Cambaridae. The record is from RefSeq and is a predicted model, not a curated record.